UUAUCUGGCACUGAAAACUUCAGUUCCAAGGGGUUUGAUAUGGUGACUUUGCUCCUUAGCCGUCUUUCCCCAGGUCUCAAUGAGAAUAAAGGUUCAAAGCUCAAAGGCAAUACUGGCUGCUCACCUGUUCUAACAGAGUCAGAUCCAUCAGAGAUGAGGCAUCAUCAAAGUUACAGAAUAGACUUAAUUGAACCAGAAUAUGGAACAUGCCAAAGUAAUGAACUUCCCAGUUGGUCUAUUGGGACAAGAGAGAUAAUCCCUGUGGAUUGGCCUGCCUUUGCUUCUGACAAUUGUUUCACCAAAUACAAUGCAAAUACUGUUUCACACAAUGAAAUGGUGGAUAAUAAUCAUGGUUCAAAAAGUGAAACAACUAAAAGAUUGUUGAAACAGAUUGAUUCACCUGUGCACUUAUUGUUUGGGAGAUCUGGAUUUACUGAUCGGUAUCAUCUUAUGGAACCAGAUAGCUUUUAUUCUCUGGACGAAUCUCCAAAAAGGGAAACUCAAAUCUUGUUGCUGGAUUGGGAUUUUGACAACGAGAAAGAUGAACCUGAGAUAACAUUAGAUGCUGACUGCUGUGAGGACAAGAUCAAUUCGCAAAUUGCAACACUGUGGGAUUCUGAUCUCCACAAGAGCAUAGACACUGGGCACAAUACAAUGACAUUGUGUUCAAGAAGGGAACCUCAAGCCCUGUUGCUGGAUUGGAAUUUUGACAACGAGAAAGAUGAACCUGAAAUAACAUUAGAUGCUGACUGCUGUGAGGACAAAAUCAAUUCGCAAAUUGCAACACUGUGGGAUUCUGAUCUCCACAAGAGCAUAGACACUGGGCACAAUACAAUGACAUUGUGUUCAAGAAGGGAACCUCAAGCCCUGUUGCUGGAUUGGGAUUUUGAUAAGGAGAGUGAUGAACCUGAAAUAGCAAUAAAUUACUGUGAGGACAAAAUGGAUUUGCAAAUUGUAACACUGAGGGAUGCUGAUCUCCAAAAGAGCAUAGAGACUCGGGACAAUACAAUGGCAUUGUGUUCAAGAAGGGAACAUCAAGCCUUGUUGCUGGAUUGGGAUUUUGAUGAGAGGGAUGAACCUGAAAUAGCAAUAAAUGCUGACUGCUGUGAGGACAAAAUGGAUUUGCAAAUUGUAACAUUGCGGGAUGCUGAUAUCCACAGGAGCAUAAACACUGGACACAAUACAAUGGCAUUGUGUUCAUCAUCCUUGUUUUCUGACCAUUCUCCACAUUUUUGCAUGUUGCCAGAUUUCCAUUCAACCAGUUUGCAUGAGGAGCUAUGCAGGGAUUUUGAAAGGAAUCUUGAGUAUAAGGAAUAUACAAUCACAGAACCAGGCUGCUUAUCCUCAUUGUUUGAUGCAGAAUAUCUUGAUCCUGAAGAAUAUGGUUAUAGUGGCAAUGUCAUUUCCUAUUUUCUAGAUUAUCAUCAGGAUAGUCCAGUCCAGGAUUUCGGUGAGAAGUGUCAUCUAGAUUCUAAUGCUUUCCUUUUGCCUAUGGAACCGAACAGCUUACUAGCAACUGGUUUCCCUCGGCCAAAUCAUUCUAGUCAACAUUCUUAUAGAAGUGCAUAUACAACUCAGUUGGAGGAAGCAUGGAACUUAGGCAGUUCAAAUUCUACAGUAGUUGGUUUCCGAGGGGAAGCAUUUGACUCUUAUGAGCGGCCAACUUGUAACUUUCAAACAUCUUUUGACAGAAUGCUUGGAUGUCCUUUGUUGCUUAAGGACUCAAGCUGUGCUAGAUCAGAAGAGGGAACAUAUCUUGGCUCUCCUAAUGAAUGAGAGCGUAGCUGAAGAUUCAGGAUCUUCUCUUCCAAGCUCCAAAAAAUCUGUAAGCCAUGAAAAUUAUGGUACGAAUGAGUCAAACUUGGGGAGGUGUGCAAUCAAAAGAUGCUCACCGGCGCACAGGAAUAUUAUCGUGCACAAAUGAGGUACAAUUUGAUAUGUGAACCGUGUUGCUAAAAGUCAGCAAGAAAUUUCAUUUCCAAAUUCUCUUUGAUUUGUUUCGUUUUAUGCCGAGUUUUAAUUACUCCGUAUAUAAUAUAGGUGUACCAAAUAUAAUA
Molecule: messenger RNA, 2057 nt
Organism: Ipomoea triloba (trilobed morning glory)
Lineage: Eukaryota; Viridiplantae; Streptophyta; Magnoliopsida; Solanales; Convolvulaceae
Exons: 6
Coding region: 40-1776 (578 amino acids)
Source: RefSeq, a predicted model, not a curated record